AUGUUGAAAGCUGUGAGUUUGGCAGUGGAUCUCAUAAUGGCACAUUUCAACUCAAGACAAGACCCAGAAGAAAAGAUCAGACUGGGAAAUAGUUUACUGUGCACCACUAUCAGCAACCUUGUCCUUAAACAGCUCUACCCCGCAAUCCAGAACAUCCUUCAAAAUGGUUUGAAAGCCUAUAAAUUGGACUUGAUUAUUGGACAACGACGCAACAAACUAUGGAACGUCGUCGAGGCCACGGCACGACCAGGCUCAUCUACCCGACUGUCUGACAGCUUGGUGUCUGUGGUAAAAAAAAAUUCCCAGUUAUCAAGUCGCAUGCGGUUCAGUGUCUUCAUCAUAGAUCUGCUAAACUUGCAUGCUUUGGAAUUCUGGAUCCGUCAUUUAUACACUUGCGUUGAUGUUGUGACGGAACACUAUCACCAAUGGGGUUUCUUGGCUUUGGCCCUGGGGCCAACUUAUAGACCACUGUUCCAAGAGCUGCUUCUUUUGCUGCAGCCACUCUCCCUGCUGCAAUUUGACCUCCAUCUUCCAUCCGAACCUCACCUUCAAAGUAAGGAAAAGCAAAACCACAGAGCACCCCUGCCUCAUAGGCUUCUUGCCCAGUCAGCUCAGAUCCUGCAGAUGAGCUCGAUCCAGAAGAACAGCAGGAGUCCAACAGGUCACAGCGAUGUCUUCAGUCAAAGGGUAACUGAUGGAUUUUGGCUUAAUAAGACGCUCACCUCAGAGUGUGAAACACAGAAGAAAGAGGAUGUAGCAACUGGAAUGGAAAACAAUGAGAUGCCACAAUCUUCAACAAGUCCUCUGGAGGACAAAUACUUGAGUGAGCUGCGUUGGGCCAGGCUCUUCGGCUCUAAAGUUGGAACACCAGUUGGCCCACAUAAGGCACAAAUAAACAUGAGUGGACCUCUGAGAAGAAGGCCUUCAGAAUGGCUGAAGCUUGGUGCAUCCAAAGUGGAUCUGCUUGCGCAGUCAGUGUGGAUAGGAAAAUGGCCAGAGACUCAUCUGAGUGGUAACCAUGACAGAGACACCCCAAACAAAGAUGAGAUAUUAUUCUAAAGAGCCCACAAGGAGUCUGAUUUUAGCUAGACAGAGUAGAAGCACAAUUAAUCCAAAAUAAACCUUACAUAGUCAACCGACACAUCCUGUACAAUCCAGUGCAAGUGCACUCAUAUCAUAUUUACCAAUCAGGACAAUCUGUAUUAUACCUUGGUCUUUAAAAGGUAACAAAAUAUUCACUAACUUCAAGCCAUUAUGAGAUAAAGUUUUUAGAUUAAAUUUAUAACACAAUCAUAGUAGUGUAGAGUAUAUAACAUGGAUGGAUAUCGUCUGCCAGCAAUCAAGCACAAAACUGGAACUGAGGUCCUCAGAAGUCUUUUCCAACCAAAUUCUGCACUUUAUCUCUGUCUCAGGUCAUUAUGUCAUGUAAAUCUAGUCAUAUAAUUUCUGCUGUUGUUGAACUAUGUCACCUUUAUUUAUAUAGCGCUUUUAACAAUACAGAUUGUGUCAAAGCAACU
Sinocyclocheilus grahami is the source of this 1517-nucleotide messenger RNA. Its product is annotated as iporin-like. The coding region runs from base 1 to 1059 and encodes 352 amino acids. Gene Ontology annotation, cellular component: cytoplasmic vesicle. The record is from RefSeq and is a predicted model, not a curated record. The transcript is spliced from 6 exons. Lineage: Eukaryota; Metazoa; Chordata; Actinopteri; Cypriniformes; Cyprinidae.